Molecule: messenger RNA, 2375 nt
Organism: Betta splendens (Siamese fighting fish)
Lineage: Eukaryota; Metazoa; Chordata; Actinopteri; Anabantiformes; Osphronemidae
Product: protein ECT2-like
Exons: 14
Coding region: 381-2081 (566 amino acids)
Biological process (GO): mitotic cytokinesis; nervous system development; activation of GTPase activity
Cellular component (GO): cell cortex; nucleus
Molecular function (GO): guanyl-nucleotide exchange factor activity; GTPase activator activity
Source: RefSeq, a predicted model, not a curated record
ACCAUUAUACGGAAGCUUAUCCAUCACUGUUGGCCAAUGAGCUUGCGGCGCUGUUGUUCGCUUUACUUUUUGAAUUGAGGUUAAACUGCAGACAUAUACCGUGUCGGGACUUUUAUGGAAUAAAUUGCCAACAAAUGAAAGAAGACAUAUUUGGACUUUUAUCGUGCAUAAGUUAUAACAUGGGAAGAUACCAGACUGUGUUUUGGACCAAACAGGAUUUCUUCAUUGAAUCGUUGGCUUUCUAGCCGUGUAGCUAGCUAAGUUAGUUAGAAGGGUUAUCAAAUUUAACUGGUUCCACUGCCAGGUCUGUUUUUCAUAUACAUACGGUACAAGUCACCACACCAGUCGUUUUGAUCGUUUUGGACACUGUGGUUCCUGCCAUGGCUGACAGCAGCAUACUGACUUUGGGGACAGCUCGAAGUCUGUUGGUGGAUUCUUCGGUCUAUGAUUCGAGAAUUUCUGAAACCACUAAGGACCAUGUGUUCCUUGGCAUGUCUGGUGAAGAUGGGGAAGACAUGCUGCCAAAAGUGGAGACUAGGGUUGUUCUGGUGGGAAAAGCAGGCAGAAAUGAAGAACUGGUCAAAGCACUGCAGGCCAUCAGUGUAAUGGAGGUACCAGUGGUAAAGAUAAGAGAGGGCGAGGCGGGUGCCGAAGAGAAAACUAUAAUAAAAUCUAUAGUGAAUAUGGGCAUCAACUCUCCUUACAUAAUGACAGACAAUGUCCAGGAGUUUGCAGAUGGGGAGAACACAGAAUUUGAGACAGUGUUCGUCCUUACAGACUUUGAUUCUGCUGACUACAACUACCUCUACAAACGUGACAACCGCAUUGUUGGGCCUUCUGUUGUGCUGUACUGUGCUGCAAAAGCAGAACCUCUACAGUUUUCUUGUCGUCCUCUCUACUCUACCACCAUGCUUAACCUGUCUCUGUGUUUCACUGGCUUUAGAAACAAAGAGGAAAUGAAGAAUUUGGUAAAUCUGGUUCAUCACAUGGGUGGAGCCAUCAGGAAAGAUUUCAGCACCAAGGUUACACACCUCAUCGCCCACUCCACACACGGCGAGAAAUACCGGCUGGCAGUCUGCCUGGGAACACCCAUCCUAACUCCAUCAUGGAUUUAUAAGGCCUGGGAAAGAAGACAUGAUGUGUUCUUCCAUGCAGGAGAAGAGGAGUUUCGAACAGAAUUUAAAGUACCUCCCUUCCAGGAUUGUAUUCUCAGCUUUAUGGGUUUCUCAGUAGAAGAGAAGGCCAACAUGGAGGAACGAACACUUAAGCAUGGUGGCAGUUAUCUUGAAGUUGGAGAUGAGAGGUGUACACACAUGGUAGUGGAUGAGAACUCUGUGAAGGGACUGCCAUCUUUUCCCUCUAAGAAACUCUUUGUGGUCAAACAAGAAUGGUUCUGGGGAAGCAUUCAGAUGGAUGCUCGUGCCGGGGAGUCUAUGUACCUCUACGAAAAGAAUGACAGCCCAGCCAUGAAGAAGGCAGUGUCUCUUCUGUCCCUCACCACCCCCAACAGUAACCGCAAACGUCGCCGUCUGAGGGACACACUAGCUCAGCUCACUAAAGAAACUGAGAUUUCCCCGUUUCCUCCACCACGUAAAAGGCAGUCAGCAGAGCACUCUAUGUCAAUAGCUUCUUUGCUUGACAUCUCCAACACCCCUGAUACAUGCAAGGUUUUCACAGAAUGUAAUAUAGGAAAGAGUUCAGUCAGCAGUGGAGAGAAUUCUGUGACCAGGAAUAGGCUGAGUAGAAGGACUUCCAGAGAAAGGAGGGUUAAGACAAAGGGGGAAAUUUGGAGGAAAAGGUCCUGUUUGAGUGCAAGAGCCUUUCAACAAGGAGAGGCGCAUCAGGAAGGAACAUCUGCAGAGAGUUCAAAGCCAUCCAAGAGUUCAACUCCAGUUCUCUCCAAGCAGUCAGCCAGGUGGCAGGUUUCAAAGGAACUCUACCAGACUGAGAGCAACUAUGUGGACAUCUUAAACACCAUCCUCCAGGUAUUCAUGUGUGUCUUUGCUCAAACAAUGAGGAGAGUUUUUGUACUCUCUCAAGGGUCAGCCAGCCAAUCAGUCCUGACAGCAGUUUCAUGCUAAGCUAUAGUUACUAAAGGUGUGCAUAAAGAGGAAAAUUACCUUCUGUGACUACUCUUAUGUCUUAUGCCUCCCCUCCACCCCCACCGGGGUGAGGUCCAGUUCUUGCACUUCAUGACUUUGAUGAACACCUAGUCAUGAACCUUCAGCGAUCCCUCCUGUGGGCAAGGCACAUCUUGAAAAGCAUUUUCAGAAAAACAUUUCUUGUGAUGUUUUAACACUUUUGACAUUAUGAAAGAAUUGGAAGGGUUGUAUAAAUUUAAAAAUUGUACUGAUUUGCACAGAGGAGAUUAUUAC